UAAAAAAGAACCGGAGAAUUUGAUACAAAUCCUAGUCACCUGAUUAGGUUUACUGAAGGCUUUUAGAGCAAACAACCCCAUUGCCGCGCCAAUUUGCCGUCACACCGAACCGUCUAGAGCUUGCGCUAGCCGUCGAUGCGAUGCUCCUUUCCCUUCCUUAAAUCCUUCUCUGUUGCAGAUUCUUUCGCCUCAACAAAUCAGAAAGAAGUGAAGGGAAAAAUGGAGGAGUAUCAGGAUAUGGAAAGGUUUGGCACGGACAACGAUUUCGAAGAUGGUCAAUGGAUUGGUGGUGAAUUCUACUACCGUAAGCGCAAAGACAAGCGUCGUCAGACCAAAGACGACGUCCUCUUUGGUGUCUUCGCAGACAGCGAUUCCGACGCUGUCGAUGAUGAUGAUUACGAUGGUUCCUCUUCCCGGAAGCACAGAAAGAAAGAUCUCUCCAGAAAACCCGACCUCACAAAACCUGUCAAUUUCGUCUCCACCGGCACCAUCAUGCCCAACCAAGAGAUUGAUCGCAAUUCCAAAGAGGACGAGGAUCGAAUUGAAAAUGCUGCUUCGGCCGAGUCCUCCGGUUUAGGCUUCUUCGGGGGUUCUUCUUCUGGUCCCGGUGUUGGUCUGGGUUUUAAUUCGAGCUCUUCUAUAUUAACCAAGAAAGAAAUAGACGAGGACAAGGACAAGGACAACAACGACGAUGGCGACUUCCUCCCUACUGCUUUUGGCAGAAAGAUCAAGGAAGGUGCACAGCAGCGGGUUUCAAUCGAGAAAUUGAAGUUAGCCAAGGCAUCUGCAUCUCAAUCUCAAUCUCAAUCUGGAGCUGGAAGGCGAGAACCAGAGCCUGGUGAUGUAGGUGCAUUCGAGAAGCACACUAAAGGGAUUGGGAUGAAGUUGCUUGAGAAGAUGGGUUACAAAGGAGGUGGGCUUGGAAAAAAUGAGCAAGGAAUUGUCGCUCCAAUUGAGGCCAAGUUGCGACCCAAAAAAAUGGGGAUGGGUUUCAAUGAUUAUAAAGAGACGAAAUUGACGCCAGUGUUGCAGGAAUUAGAGGAGAAGAAAUCUUCGCCUGGGAUAUCUCAGCCUGCCAGUCACUCCAAAGAGAAGCUCUGGUUGAAGCAAGUUCGGCCAAAGAAGAAGGGUUAUGUUACUGCUGAAGAGCUUUUGGCCAGGAAGCAAGAGCAAGGCUUGGAAGUUGUUCAAAAAGUUUUUGAUAUGAGAGGGCCACAGGUUCGUGUCUUGACCAACUUGGAGAACUAAUCUAGUGAGGAGAAAGCAAGGGAAAACGACAUCCCUAUGCCUGAGCUUCAGCAUAAUGUGAGAUUGGUUGUAGACUUAGCCGAGUUGGACAUACAGAAGAUUGAUCAAGAUUUGAGGAAUGAGAGGGAGAUGGUGGUCAAUUUGCAGAAGGAGAAGGAGAAGCUUCAAUCUGAUGCAGCUCACCAGAAGAAACAGCUGGACAAUAUGGCAGAAAUAGUUAGCUUAUUGGAGCAAAUUGGGAAGGAGAAUUUGCUCGGAACAUUGACACUAGACUCCCUCACAAAGUUAUUUGGGGACUUACAGAGGCGGUAUGCUGAUGAUUACAAACUCUGUAACUUGUCAUGCAUUGCAUGCUCAUUUGCACUUCCUCUAUUCAUUAGAGUAUUUCAGGGAUGGGAUCCUCUUCAAAAUCCAUCCCAUGGGGUGGAUGUGAUAUCUUUGUGGAAGAAUCUGUUGCAAGGAGAGGAUUGUUUUGAAUUUUCUGAUGCAGCAUCACCUUAUACUUGGCUGUUUAUGGAAGUUGUCUUCCCUGCUGUGAGAAUAUCUGGCACCAAUACUUGGCAGGCAAGAGACCCUGAGCCGAUGCUCCGGUUUUUGGAGUCUUGGGAAAAGCUGAUGCCUCCAUUAGUCCUACAAACUAUACUGGACAACAUUGUUAUGCCCAAAUUAUCAGCUGCUGUGGACUCAUGGGAUCCACGUCGGGAAACUAUUCCAAUUCAUGCCUGGGUGCAUCCAUGGCUACCAUUAUUGGGACAGAAGCUGGAGACUUUCUAUCACACCAUACGAAAUAGAUUGGAAGGUGUUCUUCAUGCUUGGCACCCUAGUGAUAUGUCUGCAUACUAUAUAUUGUCUCCUUGGAAGACUGUGUUUGAUCCAGCCAGUUGGGAACAACUGAUGGUCCGAUUUAUUCUUCCGAAAUUGAUCACUGUUAUGCAUGAAUUCCAAGUGAACCCGGCAAACCAGAAGCUUGAUCAGUUCUACUGGAUCCAAACCUGGGCUACCGCUAUUCCGAUUCAUCACAUGAUCCAGUUAAUGGAUGUAUUCUUUGACAAGUGGCAACAAGUUUUGUACCAUUGGUUGUGCUCAAACCCAAAUUUUGAAGAAGUGACUCAAUGGUAUUUGGGUUGGAAGGAGCUGCUCCCAACAGAACUACUGGCGAAUGAACACAUCAGGUAUCGGCUUAACCUGGGCCUUGACAUGAUGAACCAGGCUGUUGAAGGCAUGGAGGUGGUCCAACCUGGUUUGAGGGAGAACAUUAGCUAUCUUAGGGUGCUUGAGCAAAGGAAGUUUGAGGCUCAACAAAAAGCAGCAGCACAUGCUCGAGCUUCUGCAAGCGUUGGUAGUGGAACCCAGAUGGAGGGGAUGGGUGGGGGGCUUGACAUGAGCUUGAAAGAAGUUAUUGAAGCGCAUGCACAGCAGAAUGGCUUGUUAUUUAAGCCUAAACCUGGCAGAAUGCAAGAUGGUCAUCAGAUAUAUGGCUUUGGUAACAUAAGCAUCAUAAUAGACUCUCUAAAUCAAAAGGUAUUUGCACAAGCAGAAGAUAGGUGGUCUUUGGUAUCUCUUGAGCAGCUGUUGGAGAUGCAGAAUUCUGGUUUGAAGCGGCGCUGAAUUUCUAAAGCAGUUUAUUGUUUCUUGGGAUGAAAUCCAGACUUAUUUAAAGGUGGUUUUGGGCUGUAUAGACUAUUUCCAUGAUAAAUAUUGACUAGCUGUGAACUUUUAGGUUGUCUCUGGUGGCUUUCGAGCUCUGUUAUGGCUCCUGAGAAUGUCACUGAGCUUUAUUGAAAUUUUGGAUUGGAAGCUGUCCUGAGGUUUUCAAUGUGGCCGAGUUAUUGACUUUUGUCUUUUUAAUGUUUGUAUAUUGGGUUAAAGGUGAGUGAUGCUCACUAUAUAAUAUUGUUCUUGUUGUUAAUUAAAGUAUGCAGCAGUGUUUAGUUUUAUGAAAACUGUACCUUGACCUGACUUUCUAGUAGUUUUUAAAUUCUAACCUUAUGAAUCUGUUGUUAUUGGAAGUUUUAAUCUAGUUUUUGUCGUUGUAUAUAA
Camellia sinensis is the source of this 3288-nucleotide messenger RNA. The record is from RefSeq and is a predicted model, not a curated record. NCBI's taxonomy places the organism in Eukaryota, Viridiplantae, Streptophyta, Magnoliopsida, Ericales, Theaceae.